AUGGGGUUUCCAAAUGAUUCUGGUAAUCCUGGAUUUUUUUUUUUCCCCUUGUUUUUACAGGUGACCUGUAACUGUUUCACCAUCAGCAAUGGAGAAAUGCAGGAUGUUGCUGUUGGCCUGUAUCCCAGCAUGUCUUUACUGAACCACAGCUGUGACCCAAACUGCGUGAUCGUUUUUGAAGGAUACCAGCUUUUACUUCGUUCUGUCCGAGAGAUCCAGAUUGGUGAAGAGCUCACCAUCAGCUAUAUUGAAUCAUUGAUGCCCACCAGUGAACGCCAAAAGCAACUGAUGCGCCAGUAUUGCUUUGAAUGUGACUGUCUUCUCUGCCAGAAUGAAGAGAAGGAUGCUGAGAAAUUGGCUGGUGAAGAGCAUGCCUGGAAAGAAGUCAAAGAUGCUGUAAAUGAAGUGAGAUAUCCAAAAUCAAAACAAGAGUGGGAGCAGGUUCUGGCAAGAUGCAAGAAUCUCUUGAGCAGCAAUAUGGGUCGUCUUCCAGACACAAAUAUCUAUCAGCUGAAAAUGCUUGACUGUGCCAUGGAUGCCUGUAUUAAUCUUGAAUCCUGGGAAGAAGCUUUGCAUUACGGCAUCAGGACCCUGGGACCAUACAGACUGUAUUACCCUGGUUUCCAUCCGCUGAGGGCUGUCCAGCUGAUGCGAGUGGGCAAACUGCAGUACAGUCAAGACAUGUUUCCUCAAGCGUUGGAGACCUUGAAACAG
Messenger RNA from Cariama cristata (Red-legged seriema), 714 nucleotides. It is a transcript of the gene SMYD3, whose product is annotated as SET and MYND domain containing 3. The record is from RefSeq and is a predicted model, not a curated record. Lineage: Eukaryota; Metazoa; Chordata; Aves; Cariamiformes; Cariamidae. The transcript has 6 exons. Gene Ontology annotation, cellular component: nucleus. The annotation marks the transcript as partial. Gene Ontology annotation, molecular function: protein binding.